GUCAUUCUCAGCCAACGAUACUGGGUCGUUGGUACCUAUCUAUAAAAGUUGUUCAGUCUCCUAGGACAUAAAACUAAAAAUCAACAUAAGCAAUGAAGCCAUCUCUUGCAUUUGCAUGCUUUCUUUUCUUCGUUACUCUUUUCCCAUUCACUAUCUUUUCUUUCUCGUCUGAGCAGCCUGCAGUACUUUGUCACAGCGAUGAGCGUCUUGCUUUGAUGCAGCUCAAGGAUAGCUUCAUCAUCGACAAGCAAGCAUUGGCUGCUGGUUUUUGUGCUUAUCCUAAGGUUGAUAGUUGGGAUUCUCAAAGCGUUGACUGCUGUUCAUGGGAUGGCAUAGAGUGUGACCAAAACACUGGUCUGGUGAUAGGCCUGGAUAUCAGCAGUAGUUGCCUUUAUGGCUCCAUCAAUUCCACCAGCAGUCUCUUCCACCUUGUUCACCUUCAAAAGCUUAACCUUGCUAAGAACCAUUUUAAUUACUCUGUGAUUCCAUAUGCGUUGGGCAAUCUUUCGAUGCUCACAGACCUUAACCUCUCCAGUUCUGUAUUUUCAGGUCAAAUACCGUCAGAAAUUUCAAAUCUGCAUAGGUUAUCUUCCCUCGAUCUCUCGUUCGUAGAUUUGGCGUCUCCGAUUCCAAGUGUGUUGGCCAACUUGUCCUCGCUGACGUCCCUUAAUCUCGAUUCUUGUGGACUGCAGGGCAUGUUUCCAUUAGCCAUUUUCCAGCUACCAAAGCUUGAAACUAUUUGGCUUGUACGCAAUUCCGAUCUCAAAGGUUACUUACCAGAGUUCAAUUUCAGCAUCAAACUUAAAAAGUUAGCAUUGUGGAAUACAAGGUUUUCUGGUGAGUUACCUGCUUCAAUUGGAAACCUUGAUUCUUUGGAAUACUUGGGACUCGGUAACUGCAACUUCACAGGGUCAGUGCCAUCUCCGUUGGGUAAUCUCCCCAAUCUCAAAUUUCUGAAUCUUGGAAACAAUUCUUUUACGGGGUUAGUGCCGCCAACGUUGGGUAAUCUCACCAAGCUCUGUAAGUUGUAUCUUCAAAGUAAUUAUUUCACGGGUGUUAUUCCUUCUGAGCUUACCAACUUGACCCAACUCACUUUUUUGAAUCUACAAGGGAACAUGCUACAAGGAUCAGUCCCAAGCUCAAUCUCGAGACUUGAGAAACUUAAUUUUUUUGACUGUGACGACAAUAGAUUGGGUGGCCUUCUGGAGAUGGAUGCAUUUCUAGAGCUAAAAGAUCUGCAGUAUUUGUUUCUGUCCUUGAAUGAUUUCAAUUUAGUUUCUCGAAAUGAUAGCAAUGCCACCCGUCCUCAGGCUCAGCUAGUUGAUAUAGGAUUACGGUACUGCCAUCUAAGAGAGUUCCCAUAUUUCUUGCGCCACCAACACCGAUUACAGCUUCUUGAUCUUUCUUCAAACAACAUUCAGGGCCAGAUACCGCAGUGGAUGUCCAAAGUGAGCGUUGAAACCCUGUUGUUUUUAGACCUUUCAAACAACUCCCUCACCGGUUUCGAUGAAUUCCCACUUGUUCUUCCAUGGUCUAAACUGAACUAUCUGAAACUUGAUUCCAACAUUCUCCGGGGUUCUCUCCCAGUUCCACCCUUGUCUACAGUUUUCUAUUCCAUCUCUAACAAUUAUCUCAAUGGAGAAAUCCCAGAGCUGUUGUGCAAUCUCAGCUCUCUUUCCAUUCUUGACUUUUCCUACAAUAACAUCAGUGGUGGGAUCCCAGUGUGUCUGAGCAACUUCAGCAAGUCUUUAUUAGUACUGAAGGUGCGGUCCAACCAGUUAGAUGGUCCCAUUCCAAGUGGUUGGGCAACUGGAAACAGAUUAAAAAUGAUAGAUUUGAGCAAAAACAAAUUGCAAGAGAAGAUUCCAAAAUCGCUGAUGGAGUGUAAAAUGUUGGAAUAUCUUGAUCUUGGAUACAAUCAGAUUAGAGAUGUAUUCCCUUCUUGGUUAGGGUCUCUUCCAGAAUUGAAUAUUCUUAUUUUAUCUUCUAAUGCAUUUUAUGGUAGGAUAGAGAAUCCUAAGUUGAAUCUCAUUGUCUUUCCCAAGUUGCGAAUCAUCGAUCUUUCUCACAACAGAUUCAAUGGAAGCUUGCCUUGGGUUUACUUUGAAAGAUGGAUUAGCAUGUCAAGUCUAGAUGGGAAGAACUCGCCAACUCCUAAAUACAUGCGAGAAAGUUUAGAUAUGAGGCUAAAUGUUAUACAAGUUCCCAGGGAUUAUGAUUACUCCAUGACAAUUACAAACAAAGGCAUGGAGAUAAAGUACCCAAAGAUCAUUCGAACUCUUGUAGCCAUUGAUUUCUCUGGCAACAGAUUUGAUGGAGAAAUUCCAGAAUCGAUUGGGAAGCUCAAAGAACUUCACUUGCUGAACUUUUCGAAUAACAAUCUCGUUGGAGGAAUCCCAGUAGCCAUAGCGGAGCUCAUUAAUCUUGAAUCUUUGGACCUUUCUCAGAACAAGCUAGAGGGCAGAAUUCCAAAGGAGUUGGGUACUCAACUCACUUUCCUAGCAUUCCUCAACGUCUCUUAUAAUCGUCUCACAGGGUUCAUACCGCGAGGCACACAAUUGGAGAGUUUUCAAAGUAACUCCUUUGAUGGAAAUCCAGGGUUGUGUGGAAAACCCUUGCUAAAGGAAUGUAGCAACAAUGCUAGAGGCCUGCCAUUUCCAUCUUCAACUUCUUCAAAACAGUUUGGAUUGGAUUGGAAAGUAGUGUUGUUAGGUUAUGGAUGUGGAUUUUUAUAUGGAGCGGUGAUUGGGCAUAUUGUGAUAAAAAGGAAACCCGAUUGGUUUGCCCAGACUUUCUCCAAAUGUCCUACAAGAAGGCGAAUGAGACGAAUUAUUUCAAUAUGCAUGCAUGCAUGUAUUAUAUAAAUAAUAAGUGAACUUCGCUUGUACGUUGGGAUGAAUAUUAUAUAAUAAUUUGUUUUCUCAUAUUAUUAACUUGGGAUAAUAUAUUUAAUUAUUUAUGUAUAAUUUAAAUUACAUUGUGUUUAUUAAAUUUUAUAAAAUUAUAUAAAA
Messenger RNA from Gossypium arboreum, 3011 nucleotides. Its product is annotated as receptor-like protein 7. The transcript is spliced from 3 exons. The record is from RefSeq and is a predicted model, not a curated record. Lineage: Eukaryota; Viridiplantae; Streptophyta; Magnoliopsida; Malvales; Malvaceae. Gene Ontology annotation, molecular function: protein binding. The coding region runs from base 93 to 2864 and encodes 923 amino acids.